This is a messenger RNA of Magnolia sinica, 2363 nucleotides long. RefSeq names its product endoribonuclease YBEY, chloroplastic. Lineage: Eukaryota; Viridiplantae; Streptophyta; Magnoliopsida; Magnoliales; Magnoliaceae. The record is from RefSeq and is a predicted model, not a curated record. The transcript is spliced from 12 exons. Bases 185 to 2032 code for a protein of 615 amino acids. Gene Ontology annotation, biological process: rRNA processing. Gene Ontology annotation, molecular function: metalloendopeptidase activity.
CGGAUCAAUUUCCUCCAUUUGCAAAUGACUAAACUACCCUCCUCCUGCGUGCAUGCGUAAAACCCAAACCAAACCCUCAGCGAUGUUUCCGUCCGUCCAUCGUCGCUUUCAAUCCUCGGAGAGAGAGGGGGGGAGCGAGGGAGAGAGCAGAACUCGAAAUAAAAAGACAUAAAACUGGGUUUGAAUGCAUCGCUUCCGUUCUUCCAUCCAUCGCAACCUCUCGCCCACCUCCCAAUUUCCCGCCAAUUUCUUGCAUCACUCUCAAUCUCCCGCCAAUUUCUCGCCGCCGUCUCGCCUCCUUGUACCCAAACCCAUGUCUCGAAUGCUCGCCCGCGCUCUCCCUCUCGCAUCCAAAUCUCCUCCAAUCACAGCCGUCCAUUCACGCUCCUUCUGCCCUUUUCCGUCCUUCUCUCCAUGUUCAUCCAUCUCCCACCGUAGCUUCCACGUGUCCUCCCGAAAUCCGAACCAUCCCAGGGCGCUCGCGGGAAUUUUCGGGUCCCAGAGAGGGUUCCGGAAGUUGACGCGGAGGAGAGCGGCAGCGAAGAAGCAGUCGUCCAAGGAGAAGCAGUUAGAGCUCAAUGUCAGCAUCUGCAUUGAAGAAGAAAUGCCCGACGAUCCCGAAGUUCUGAACAUUGCAGAAAUACUUCGAUUAAAUGUUCCCAUGGCCAUGAAGAUCGCAUUCGAUGGUCUGAAAGAUUCAGAGUACAAAACAAGAGAUACUUCCAUAGAUGAUGUUGGUAAAUUUGAAAAGGUCGAGCUAUCUGUACUGCUUUGUAAUGAUGAUUUUAUUCGGAAGCUCAAUAAAGAUUGGAGAGAUGAAGACCAUGCUACGGAUGUUCUCUCCAUGUCACAGCAUGUUCCUGAACUUCAGCUUCCCAUUCUUAUGUUAGGCGACAUUGUAAUUUCUGUUGAGACUGCUGCAAGACAAGCAAAGGAGAGAGGGCAUACUCUUCUCGAUGAGAUACGCAUCCUCAUGGUUCAUGGGUUACUGCAUAUUUUGGGCUUCGAUCAUGAGAUUAGUGAUGAGGCUGAAGAAGAGAUGGAAAAGGAGGAGGAACUUGUUUUGAAGAGUCUUGGCUGGAAAGGGAAGGGUCUAAUUCAGAGUGCAUAUGAUGCUGUAACUGAUGGAAGCCCUCAAACAGGACUUUUAGAUGGUGAAAGUUUAAAUGAUAGAAAGAAAGAAGGCAGCCUGCGGUUUUAUAAACCAAAAUUCAGUUACAUCUUCUUGGAUAUGGAUGGUACCCUGCUGAACAGCAAAAGUCAAGUUUCUUCUAGAAAUGCAGAAGCUCUGAAAGAGGCUAUAUCAAAGGGAGUAAAAGUGGUGAUUGCUACUGGAAAGGCUCGCCCUGCGGUUAUAAGUGCUCUGAAGAUGGUUGAUUUGGCUGGCAAAGACGGAGUUGUUUCUGAAUUUUCACCAGGGGUCUUCUUACAGGGAUUGCUUGUCUAUGGGAGACAAGGACGUGAGAUUUCUAGAAGAAAUUUGGACCCAAAUAUUUGCAGAGAGGCAUUUCUCUAUUCUUGGGAACACAAGGUUCCUGUUGUUGCAUUUAGCCAAGACAGAUGUUUGACAUUAUUUGAUGACCCUGUGGUUGACUCGCUUCAUACUGUGUAUCAUGAGCCGAAGGCAGAGGUCAUGCCUUCAGUCGAACACCUUUUAGCAGAUGCUGAAAUACAGAAACUGGUUUUCAUGGACACAAUUGAGGGGGUAUCCACUACUUUGCGUCCUUAUUGGUCAGAAGCAACAAAAGGACGAGCAGGCAUUGUCCAGUCACAGCCAGAUAUGCUUGAAAUAAUCCCCACUGGAACUUCAAAAGGUAAUGGGGUGCAGAUGCUGCUGGAUCAUCUUGGUACCACUGCAAAAGAGAUCAUGGCUGUAGGCGACGGAGAAAAUGACGUGGAGAUGCUGCAGCUGGCUUCAUUGGGUGUGGUGCUUAGGAAUGGCUCGGAGAAGGCGAAGGCCGUAGCUGAUGUGAUCGGUGCCAGCAAUGACGAAGAUGGGGUCGCUGAUGCUAUAUACCGAUAUGCAUUCUGAGAUCGGAUUGGCCUAGAAAUGCUGCUGUCCCAGAAUGUUUUACUCAUUGGUGUUAUUUAUCAUGGGAUCCAAGUUAAACCCAUCUUUAUAUUUUUAUUUCACAUUCCCAUUUUACUGGAAAUGUUUUAUCAAAUGGGAAAGAGAAGAAAUGCAUCAUAACCUUGGGAGCCCCAGGCAAUUUUUUUUAAAGCUGUGACUUCUGGGAUGCUGCCGCAUUUAUGUCGUUUGGUCUCUUGAUCUUGUUUUCCUCAAUGAAGGGGGUUAUAUGUUAUCACUUUUUAUUUUACUAUAAAAUAGAAAAGGAAGAUGGAUAUUGUUUUGGGGGAUGCUA